CUCAGAGACCUUAUCGCGUCAUCCGCGCAGUUUCCAACUCAGCGGAGCAGGGACGACCGGCAGCCCACGGGUGGACACUAAACUUUGAAGCGGGAUGACGUCCGAGCGAUGAACACAAGGACAUUCCCCACUGAUGGCAGUGAUGGAGAACACAACAUGGCCAUACCCUGCAUACGUCCCCCAUUAUCUCCUGCGUGGUGACCCCUUUGCUUCGAGGCUUUCCAGAGAGGCGGACAUUAUUGCGGCUUUUUACAUCUGCAUCAUAGGAAUCCUGUCUGCGACAGGAAAUGGCUACGUCAUUUUUAUGACCAUCAAACGCAAGACCAAGCUGAAGCCUCCUGAACUCAUGAUCGUCAACCUUGCCAUUUUUGAUUUUGGCAUAUCAGUGACAGGAAAGCCGUUUUUUGUGGUCUCCAGUUUCUCCCACCGCUGGCUGUUCGGCUGGGAGGGCUGUCAGUUCUACGGCUGGGCAGGCUUCUUCUUUGGCUGUGGGAGCCUCAUCACCAUGACAGUGGUCAGCCUGGACCGCUACCUGAAGAUCUGCCACAUCAGAUACGGCACGUGGUUAAAACGCCACCACACCUUCAUAUGCUUGGCCUUUGUCUGGGUGUAUGCGGCCUUCUGGGCCACCAUGCCGCUGGUUGGCUGGGGCCACUACGCCCCGGAGCCGUUUGGGACCUCAUGCACCCUGGACUGGUGGCUCGCUCAGGCCUCUGUGUCGGGCCAAAGCUUUGUGUUGGCCAUCCUCUUCUUCUGCCUCGUCCUCCCAGCGGGCAUCAUCGUCUUCUCCUACGUCAGGAUCAUUUUUAAAGUGAAGUCGUCGUCGAAGGAAAUCUCGCACUAUGACGCCCGCAUACGAAACAACAACAACCUGGAGAUGAAGCUCACAAAGGUAGCGAUGCUGAUCUGCGCCGGCUUCCUGAUCGCCUGGAUUCCGUACGCCGUGGUCUCUGUGGUGUCGGCGUUCGGCGAGCCGGACUCCAUCCCCAUCCCCGUGUCCGUCAUCCCCACAUUGCUAGCCAAGUCGUCUGCGAUGUACAAUCCAAUCAUCUACCAGCUGGUGGAUCUGAAAAACUCCUGCUCCAACUGCUGCAUCAAGGUCAUGAAGAAACGGAACCAUUUUAGGAAGUCGAGGUUCUACACGAUCUCCGGCUCAAUAAAGGACAGCAGACCAGCCAAAGACGCUCACAUCGAGAUGUGAAGCAAACUGUUGAGACUGCUGACCUUUCGUCUCUUCUACCGUGGACAUUCUGCCUCCAGCCGUGCCGUCUCUCUGCCCAGCAGCUAACUAAUCACACGCUGCCCGCCUGCCAGCCUGCCAGCCUGCCAGUCUGCCAUGAGGUCAUCACCUGCUCACCUGCGUUGCUGGUUCCUCCGUACUGCAGCUCCUCACCUCCACUGGAUCUCCACCUCUCUGGUCGCUUCCCAUCUGCACAUGAUUCUAUCUCUGUUGUGAACACUGGUCUCUAAGUACAGAUAAAAUGUUGUGUGGACUUGUUGAUUUUUCCAUCUCCAUUAUUCAAGAGUUCUCAAAAAAAAAAAAAAGAAAACAAUUUAAUUGAAAACUAAUUGACUCAGGUUUCCAAGUCAAGAUGGAGCUUAAGCUAUAAAUGUUUUUGUUUAAAAUAUGGUGACAAUUCUCUAAAUUUGGUUUGUUAAACAUUUUUAUCUGAACUCGAAAUUACAACUUCAAAAAAAAACAGAUUCAUGUUGAUGUUCUCUGCUGUUUGUACAGGUUGUUGGUGUUUGUACUUUUACACUCGUGUUGUAUAUGAAAAACAAUUUGUAAGUAUCUGGAUAAAGCACUGGAUCAGAUUAUCUCACCCGGUUAACGGCAGAAACACAGAGAUAGAGAGAAAAAGAGAGAGAGAGAGAGAGAGAGACGAAAGUCAAACCAGGAAAAGUUGAGCAAUUGUUUCCAUCGAAAGUCAGUACUGUGAGGUAAAUGAAAACACACACACACACACACACACACACACACACACACACACACACACCCCCACACACACACACACACACAGGAUGAGUGCACUUUACUUUCCAAGCCAUUCAGAACGCACUGACGCCAGAUGUUGCAAUAGUUUUACGUCUGAUUGAUUGUUGCAAAAUUGGGUUGAAUUAAUUUAAAGAAAAAUACGUUCAUUUCAACAAGUACCUGCAUUUCUAGAAAUAGAGUUAUAGUGAAUUCAGGGAUGACUAAAUUAUAUUUAUUUUUGCUAUAUAUUCUCUUUUUUUUUG
Messenger RNA from Poeciliopsis prolifica (blackstripe livebearer), 2238 nucleotides. It is a transcript of the gene opn5, whose product is annotated as opsin 5. The record is from RefSeq and is a predicted model, not a curated record. Bases 134 to 1201 code for a protein of 355 amino acids. Gene Ontology annotation, biological process: G protein-coupled receptor signaling pathway; visual perception. Gene Ontology annotation, cellular component: membrane. NCBI's taxonomy places the organism in Eukaryota, Metazoa, Chordata, Actinopteri, Cyprinodontiformes, Poeciliidae. Gene Ontology annotation, molecular function: G protein-coupled receptor activity. The transcript is spliced from 7 exons.